Molecule: messenger RNA, 6367 nt
Organism: Papilio xuthus (Asian swallowtail)
Lineage: Eukaryota; Metazoa; Arthropoda; Insecta; Lepidoptera; Papilionidae
Exons: 46
Coding region: 42-6284 (2080 amino acids)
Biological process (GO): potassium ion transmembrane transport; regulation of membrane potential
Cellular component (GO): plasma membrane
Molecular function (GO): inward rectifier potassium channel activity
Source: RefSeq, a predicted model, not a curated record
UUGCCUUUGUAUUUUAAAUAAUUAUUCUUUGAGAUACCGUAAUGCAGAAGAGCUUUAGUGAACCCUCUUUAGGAACUAUCGGAACUGGAACGAUUUCCUUAAAUGCAAUUGCAAUGAGUCAUAUGAGUUUACAUCAAAACAAAAUAAAAUCAACAAGAUUCAAGGGUAAUUUUAUGUGGAAUGGCCGAAUUGGAAUCGUUACAAGUUUUAUGCUCGACCUUCCAUGGAAAUUGUCGUGGCAGAUAUUUAUACUAGUGUUGAUAAUCUAUAAAUUUAUCAUUCAUCUACUCGUCGUAUAUUAUUUGGAGAAGACAUUGUUAAUAUUGGAAGCAACACUUAUUAUAGCCGAAGUUUUCUUUACGGUUGACGUUAUUUUACAUUUACUUCACGCGUUUUGGCCUCUAGUCAGACUGCAUAUGAGAGUCUUUAAAAGGAACUACGUCGUGCUGUUUUAUGACGUCAUAUCUUUAGCGCCAUUAUCAAUUAUAUUUAAAUACAACCCAAAUUAUAUAUAUUUAGCAACGAUUGGCAGUUGGUUGGGUGUUGGAAGAAUUUAUAGAAUGUAUGUUCUAUUUACAAAUAUCAAAGAAACAGUAAGUAUGCGAAGCUAUCGUAUGAAAGUAUAUAUUACGGAACAUGUGUUAUCAGUGAUCUUGUUAUCACACAUCAGCACAUGCCUGUGGUACUCAAUGCACGUGCCACAAUCUGAUAUGAAAGAAUGGCAUAAGCUCGGAUAUCCCGAACAUGUUAAUAGAAAAAAGUUGCAAUUUAAUAGUUACGAAUCUUGCUGGUAUUAUUGUACGUGUCGGUUAUUUAAUGUAAUUUUUGGCGAUUCUUUUCCAUUGCGUGCAAGUGAAAAAUUGCUUACAUCAUUUUUAAUGCUAUUCGGUUGCGUUUUCCUGCGUUACCAAUUCAUUGGAAACUUAACAUGGGAAAUGGUUCUGAAGCAACGGCGAUGGUUUACGUUCGUAGAUAGAUAUCACCACAUGAUAAACUAUUUAAAAUUACGCGGAGCCUCGGCUACCUUGACCGAACAGACUGAAAGAUAUAAGACUCAGCUUUGGAAAAUGAAAGACGGUAUCCUAAGUUCGAAUUACUUUCGCCAGUUACCGAUUUCCUUACAGAUGGAACUUAUAUUUGAUAUUAAUGUUGGACACUUCCAUGAUACAAUGCUUUUUAGUCAUUGUGAUGAAGCAUUUAUGCGUCAAGUUUCCUUACUAAUGAGACACGAGAUAUAUUUAAGCGGUCAGCAAAUCUGGUGCCAAGGCGUAGUGAAAGGAGGAAUGAUAUGGAUAAAGAAGGGUGUCGUAGAGUUAUUGUCCGAUGAAGAUGAUGAAAGUCCAAUGAUCGCAUUUAAAGAAGGAACCGUUCUUGGAGAGAUAUGUUUAUUUUAUUCAAUUCCAGCGAAAGUAACAAUAAAAGCUGCAACUUAUGUAGAAUUACAGGUGCUACGUCGAACAGAAUUUUUAAGAGCAAUGAACGAAAAUCCAGUUAAACUCAAAGGAAUAAGGGACAAAGUUGAAAGUCGUCUUUCAAAUUCAAAGCGGAGACAAGAAGCAAUAACAAAUUAUGAUAAAGGUGAUUCAAGACUUAUAAGAACACGGUAUCGACCUAUGAAGGUAUUCAAAGAACAUUUAUCUGGACUUGAAGAGGAAGAUUCUACAUUCGUAGAUGAUUCCCAUUUAUAUUAUAGAGAUGAAAAUAACGUUCGUCAAAGAAAGUUUACAACGGAGUACUUGGAGCUUUAUAAAAUUUCUGAGAACGUUACAACGAUGGAUGAACCAACCAUUUGCCUUAAAUCUAAAUUUCCAUGGAUUCUAGAGCCCAAUACUGAUUUUACAUUAAUGUUUGAUAUAGCACAUUUUGUUAUGAUCUUAUAUGUUUGCGUAAUGUCACCGUACUUGGCGAUUCGAACUCACGAGAAGAGUUGGGAAAAAGUGAUGACUACAGUUGUAUUUAGCGGUUUGUUAUUUAAUAUUUACAUACAACUUACUACAGCUGUUGUUGAUAAGAAUACAAUAAAGGACACUGUGAAAGACAUAGCCGAAGUAAAGAUGGCGAAUCUAGGAUUUUACUUAGAUGUUUUAUCGAUAUUUCCUUUGCAUAUAUUUACCGAUACUCUUGACCCAAAAAGGGAAUCAAUUUUAAGUCAAUUAGUGGUGAUGCUACCUAUUCUCCAAGUUUGGCACAUUUGGAGCUACCUGUCUAAAUGGGAAAAAAACUUUAAUGUUAGCGUCAGGUUCAUUUGCUUAUUAAAGUACGCUCUACUAAUCACGAUCUCCUGUUACUGGUCAGGAUGCUUGCUUUACCUUAUUGCUUGUCCAAAGAAAUUGUGCAUAGAUAGAUCAUGGAUGGCUCAAUUGAUCUAUUGGGAGACAAAAAUCUUCGUCACAAACGACGCUAAGCACGAAAAACCUAUAAUAACUGCACUCGACUUCGGAACAUCAAUUUUCACAGGCAGUGGGACUUCGGACUUAGCUCCAGGAAUAAGAGAUCUAAUAUUUGUAACUCUCUUGCUCAUCGCUGGAUCUUACUUAGGUUGUUUUUACAUCGCUAAAGUUUGUAGCAUUUAUUUACUUCUUACACAACGAAAAUUAAAAUUCAAGGAAUCAAUGCGUGAAUUAUUUUAUUUUCUAUCUGUGAAUCACGUGAGCAGCAAAAUUAAAGCUCGCGUUAAGAAGUUCUUCUGUGUGCAAUGGUAUUAUAACAACGCUGUAUCAGCCGAUGAAAUUUUCAAAGACAUAUCUCCGAAUUUACAACAAGAAAUAUUGUCUGUAGAAAUGGUAGACACAUUGCUAUGUUGCACAUUGUUUCAAGAAUCCAGUCAUGAUUUCCUACAAACAGUAGCAGCAAACAUCAAAACAAUUGUACUACCUGAUAACGAAAUCGUACAACAUGCAGGAGAUAUUGGCAGAGAUAUGUAUAUUUUAUCUAAAGGUCAUUGCAAUGUAAUUAAUUACAAAGGAGUGACAGUUAACAAUGGUGGACCUGGAAGUAAGUUCGGUGUAUUCGAAAUGCUAUAUGGACUUCCCAAAGUGUACACUGUAGUUACAUCAACCAAUUGCAUUUUAUUGCAUCUCGACUACCGCACCUUGGUACAGUGCUGGAGUAUAUUUCCUGACAUCAGUCACAUUGUUAUGACGGUUCUUCAUGAUCCUGUAAUUUGUGAGCAAGCUAAAUUAUUUGAAAAUGCAAAACCACUAACUGGUAAACUCGAUGUUAAAACAAACAGAAUAGCUCAAGAAAUUAAAGAGAGUUUCAUAGUUAUAAAUGACCGUGAAGAGAAAACGCAUUAUUUAAAAGCUUUCGAGCAAUUAGGAGUUAUGAGAUUGCUUCGAUAUAUAUUUCUACCAAUAUGUAUCACCCCGCAUGGUAUAUUUUUAAAGUUUUGGUGCACUUUACGAUUGGUUGUAGCCAUCUAUUAUAUUUUAGUCGUUCCUUAUAAUAUUUCAACUAAGCAACAUAAAUAUGGCAACAGUUAUAUUUGGUCAGAUAUAUUCCUGUACCUCGACAUUGUCGUGAUGGCGUACGUCGCGUACUAUGAUGAAAGAUACUUAUUAGUAACACAUCCUUUGCUGACUGUAACACGAUAUUUGAAGCAUGCAUUUGUCUUGGACAUUAUAAGUGUCUUUCCCUUCGAACAAUUGUCGAAUAUUAUAAAUGAACAUUCUGAUACAGACUUGUAUAGAUUGAAUCGCAUAUUACUGGUGACCCGAGUAUUAGGGGCAUUUUCGUAUUGGGAGAAUGAUAUAAUGAGAAUUAAUCAAGCAGUUGUAUUAUUCAAAUUCUUGCCUCUUGUUGCGACUGUGGUCAACUCGGCUACUGCGUUCAUAUUCACCAGUUCCUGUCAGCCAUUCCUUCCUCCAGAUUCUUAUUAUGUCUUAGUGAAUUGUUCGCGAACAUUCGUUAUAUCUGGCAAUACAUAUGAGAUUAAAUAUGCAAUAACGGAAUACGUUCAUACCUUUUAUUGGGUGUUUGAAUUAUUUGUUGGUUGCGGAUGCACACCAAUUGUGCUAUCGAAUAAAGCGGACGUUUGGUUAAGUAUGGCUCUUCAAAUAACAGGAGCUCUUUAUUUCGCUUUUAUGUUUGGAUAUAUAGCAUCCACACAGUCAACUGCAUCCCACGCAUUAUUAGAACAUACUGAACAGACAAGCGACUUGGCUGAUUUUUUAUACCAGCAAAAUGUAGAUCCGACGAUCACUAUGAAAACACUGAAAUACUUCGAAUAUGUUUGGAAAAGAACCAAUGGCAGUAACGCACAGCAAAUAUGUCGAGGACUUAACUCUGCAUUAAUGGAAGAUACUUUAGUUUUUAUGUAUGAGAGAGCAUUAAGAGAGGUGCCGCUGUUCGGUAGAGUCGAACGAUCGUUCAUCAGAGUCAUCACGCAACAUUUACACGAAAUGUACUUUCUUAAAGGAGACACCGUUAUACAAUGCAAAGAUGUACAGAACGAUAUAUUUAUUAUCUAUAGAGGAAAGGUCGACGUGUUAAGUACAUACAACGAAAUGAUAACAUGUAUGGGACCUGGUGGCAUGUUUGGGAAUUUCACCGGGCAAUCAACAUCAUGUUCUGAAGUAGCUAUUUACGCGAGUAGAAGCUUAGACUUGUUGGUUUUACCAAGUCAAACAUUCUUUAAUUUGGUCAAAUAUUAUCCUAAAAUACAAGAACCAUUGCGCAAAGCAUUUGAAGUGUCAAAAGAUUACAUACUACCAAUAUCGAUGGACGUAGAUAGCGAUGAUGAAUCUACAGAAGAUUCCGACUUUGAUCUGCAAUCUCAAGAUUCAGCUAUCGAUUCUAGAAGUGGGUCAAGCCGAUUUGAAGUGCCAGUAGGACAAAUAUCAUUGCGAAGUUCUCAUUCAAACAUCAGUCAGUCUAAAUCAGCAGCUAGUGUUAUAAGCUAUCAGAGUUAUAUGCGUCUGUCGAAUCUGUUCAGACCUGGGACAUUACUGUUUCAAGCAUUCGGAUAUCUGACAUGUAUUAUGGCUACCGCUAACUAUGUACUCAUACUGUACGAGCUUGUCACGCUUAAUGAUUGUUACAUCAUAUUCUGGGUUCAAUCAGCAUUCGAUAUAUAUUUUUACUUGAAGAUCUACACGUAUAUGCAUCAGGGGUAUCUUAAUAAACAUGGAGAGUUAAUAUUGAGUCACUCUAAAUGCCGGCGUAGAUAUUUCAAACACAAACUCUGGGUAUGGACCGAUGUUAUUGCCAAUUUCCCUCUAGAGCUCUUCGGAUUUUGUUUUUCAGAUCCGUUGAAAGCAAUGCACUACUUGCGUGGUACCAAAUUGUUAAGAUUGAAACAUAUAUACGACUUUUAUUGCAAGACUGCCGCUGAAUUAACAAAUAAUCUAACAACUUUACAAUCGAUGACCACAGUUUUCUUGGUGGUACUGUUUAUACAUACAUUUACUUGUAUCUGGCUGGUUACACUGAUCGCGACAUCGCCUUAUCAAUUUAUUAGGACUUUAAAAAUGCAUCUUAUCGACGAAGACACACCACAACAGCGAUGGGAUUACACCACAUCUUUAUAUUUAGUGAUAUCUGAAUUAACUGGAACCGGUGGCGAUGAGAUUCACAUUGGCGAUAUAUUUCCAAUGGCGAUAUUAGUAAUUUGUCUUAUUUGUGGCAAAAUGUUAGCGGCUAUUGUUGUCGCCACUUCUAUACAAAUCGCCUAUUCCACUAAAUAUGCAUUGAAUAGUUACGAAAUGAAAACAGAAGAGUUAAUUGAUCUACUGAGGAACCAAGGGUUAUCGGAUUAUCAAUUAAAAAAGUUUUGGAAAUACGUUCGACAGCUAUGGGUCAACGAACGAGGUCGUCAGUUACCAGAUUUAAUGAUGAAAACACCGUACGUGUUGCGCUGCGACCUCAUGACCGCUAUGUUUGGUCACCAUUUGAGGAACUGUUAUCUUUUUGCUGAAACCGGAGAGCCAUUUCUACGUCAAUUGACCGCUGCAUUGAAUUACACGGUUUUCUUUCCCGGUAACUACAUAGUGGUGGCAGGAGACAGCGAGGCAUGUAUGUUUUGGGUAGCGUCAGGCGCAGUGUCUGUGGUCUCGGUGCGCGCAGAUCUCACGGAGACUACACACGAGACACUCAGCGCUGGCGACGCGUUCGGUAUGCUGCAGGGACUGAAUCGAGGCGUAUCUCAUUACUUCUCAUAUAGAGCUGAUACUAAGGUGGGUAUUUUAACUUUAAGUCUAGAUUCUUGGAUUAACAUUCUACCUUACUUUCCUACUGCUCAGAAAAUUAUUUCGGAAAGAUCAGAAGUCUUAUUUGCCCAGAUUUAAAGAUAUAUUUUUUUAUGUUUAAACAUAUGUACUAUUUAGUUUGAGUAAAUAAAAAUAUGUAAUAACUGCAUAUUAUACUUUUA